AGAGAACAUUACACAAAAUUCUCUAUAUUGUUAUUAGGAAGAAACUAGAAACGAUGAGCAAUUACUUUCAGAAAUGGGAUUAUGCAUUAUUAGUGGUGCUUAUUAUGUUGUAUGAUGCAGGAUUAAUCCAUGGGGAAGUUACAUGCUUAGAGAAUGAGAGGCAAGCACUCCUCAGCUUCAAACAAGGCAUUCAUGAUGAUAGGGGCAUGCUGUCGACAUGGAGCAACGAUGAUUGUUGCAAAUGGCAGGGAAUUACAUGCGGCAACCAAACAGGUCAUGUACUCCGCCUUCAUCUCCGUGGAUCAUAUUCACAUCAUUUAUCUGGUCAAGCCAAUAUCUCCACUUUGAUUGACUUGCAAUAUCUUCAACAUUUAGAUCUCAGUUACAAUAGUUUUCUUGGUAGUUAUAUCUCAGAACAUAUUGGCUUGUUUCCCAAGUUAAAAUAUCUCAAUCUCUCACGAGCUGAUUUUGUAGAAAGUAUUAUUCCUUAUCAACUAGGGAAUUUGUCUCAACUACAGUACCUUGAUAUAAGUCAUAAUCAUUUUGGUGGAGAAAUCCCUCCUCAACUAAGCAAGCUUACACAUUUACAGUAUUUGGAUCUCAGCUACAAUGAUCUUGAUGGAGUUAUCCCAUAUCAACUCAAACACUUGGGACAACUACAAUAUCUCUGUCUUCAAGGGAAUAGUGAUCUUUCAGGAGCAAUCCCUUUUCAAAGUGGUGAUCUUCCAUUGCUGCACACUCUCAAGCUCCGUGGUGACUUUGAUCUUGAAACUCAAGGUGUAGAAUGGGUGUCUAAACUCUCCUUUUUAAAUACUCUUGACUUCAGUUCAAUGAGUCUUGGCAACUCUCACCAGUGGCUUCAAAUGAUUCGUAAGCAUAUUCCAAACUUAACAGAGCUGAGGCUGUCGGAUUGUAGUCUUUCUGAUAAUGAUGUUCAACUUUUGUUUCAUAUUCAUUCUAACUAUUCUUCCACUACUCCCCUUACCAUCCUUGAUUUCUCUUAUAAUAUGUUGACAUCAUCCACAUUUCAGUUGUUGUCCAACCUCAGCUUUAACCUUCGGGAGCUUUAUCUUUCAUCUAAUGAUAUUGUUUUGUCACAAUCUCAUUACCCAAACUUUCCUUCUCUAGUGAGCCUUGACCUUUCUUAUAAUAAUCUCACUUCAUUACUGUUUCAAGGAAAUUUCAACUUCGGCUCCAACCUUGAAAUGCUUUAUUUGUCAAAUUGCAGUCUUACAGAUACAAGUUUUCUGGUGUCAUCUACUUCCAUUGUGAAUUCUUCAUCUUCUAUUGUUAGCCUUCAUCUCUCCUUUAACCUGUUGACAUCAUCAAACAUAUUCCACUGGAUUUUCAACUUCACAGCCAAUCUUCACACCCUUUCUCUUCGUGACAACUUAUUAAAAGGUCCUGUUCCACUAGGUUUUGACAAAGCAGUGAACUCUCUUGAAUAUCUCGAUCUCUCUCAUAACAAUCUGCAAGGAGAGAUUCCCCAUUUCUUUGGAAACAUUUGCACACUACAAUCACUACACUUGUCAUAUAACAACUUGAGUGGGGACUUUUCAAGAUUCAUUCAAAAUUCUUCAUGGUGCAACAGACACAUAUUUCAGGAGCUAUCUUUGUCCUACAAUCGAAUUACUGGUGUGAUACCUAAAAGCAUCGGGUUAUAUGAGUUGGAACUUAUGUACCUACGUGGGAAUUCUUUGAAGGGUGAAAUCACUGAAUCACAUCUCACAAGCUUUUCCAAAUUAAAAUACUUGUCUUUGGCUUACAAUUCAUUAUCUCUAAAGUUUGUUCCCAGAUGGAUUCCUCCUUUCCAGUUAAUAAUUUUGAGGCUAGCAUCUUGCAAGUUGGGUCCUAACUUUCCAAGUUGGCUACACACUCAAAAUUACUUAGAUUAUCUGGAUAUUUCUAAUGCGGGGAUUCAUGGCUCUGUGCCGGAGUGGUUUUGGUAUAAGAUUCAUUUUCCUGAGUUUUAUUUGAAUAUGUCUCACAAUAAUUUUACAGGAGCUAUUCCAAAUUUACCACUAAGGCCCCAACACGGAAGAUCUACAGAUUUGAGUUCAAAUCAAUUUGAGGGUGUCAUUCCAUCCUUUUUGCUACAUUUUUCAUGGUUGAUUCUCUCUGAAAACAAAUUUUCAAAUGUAUCAUCACUGUUGUGUCAAGAGAACAACAUUGGUAGGAAAUUGGGCACUCUAGAUUUAUCAAACAAUCAAUUGAAGGGUUCAUUGCCUGAUUGUUGGAAAUCUUUAAGCUCACUAUUGUUUCUUGAUCUAAGUAAUAAUAACUUGAUAGGGAAGAUUCCACCAUCCAUGGGCUCCCUUGUCAAAUUGGAAGCUUUGGUCUUACGAAGCAAUGGAUUCAUUGGCAAACUACCUUCUAGUUUGAAGAACUGCACCAGUUUAUUUUUGUUGGAUGUCAGUGAAAAUUUUCUGUCAGGUCCAAUACCCUCUUGGAUCGGUGAGAGUCUACACCAAUUGAUAGUUUUGAGCAUGUCAGGAAAUAGUUUCUCUGGAAAUCUUUCUAAGCAUCUCUGUUACUUGAAGAAAAUUCAACUGUUGGAUCUUUCCAGAAAUAACUUAUCAAAUGAAAUUCCAACAUGCUUAAAGAAUUUCACUGCAAUGUCCAAAAAGAGCAUCAACUCAACUGAAACCGCAAGUCUUAUAUAUUGGUACAACAGUACUUAUAUUGAGAUUUAUGGUUUUUAUUUUUCUUAUACAUUUAACAUAACAGUAAUGUGGAAAGGUGUUAAAUGUUGAUUUAAGAAUCCAGAGUCGCGUCUUAAUAGCAUUGACCUCUCGAGCAAUCAUUUUACUGGUGAAAUCCCAAAUGAGAUUGUGUACUUGGUUGGUUUAGUUUCUUUGAAUCUUUCAAGAAACAAUUUGAGUGGAGAAAUUCCUUCUGAAAUAGGGAACAUAACUUCACUGGAAUCAUUAGACUUAUCAAGAAAUCAUAUAUCUGGCACAAUCCCUUCAAGUCUUUCCCAGAUUGAUAAUCUAGGCGUGUUAGAGUUGUCAAACAACUCUCUUUAUGGAAGAAUCCCACCUGGAAGACACAUGGAUACCUUUGAUGCAUCUAGCUUUGAAGGAAAUCCUAAUCUUUGUGGGACACAACUUAACAAAACUUGUCCUGGAGACAUGCCAGCAGUAAAGCCUGAAGAACCAACAACACAUGAUGAUGCAGAUGAUAAUUCAGACUUUUAUGAAGCAUUACACAUGAGCUUAGGCUUUGGAUUUUUCAUUGGCUUCUGGGGUCUUUUAGGGCCAUUGUUGUUUUGGAGGUCUUGGAGAAUUGCUUAUCUCAGAUUCUUGAAUGAAGUGGCAGACUACAUAUAUGUGACAGUGGCAGUAUAUGUAGCAAAAUUUCACAAGUGACUCAAUGACUGCAAGAGAUGCUCAACACUGAGACUGAGAUGAUGGACACAUCAUUGAUUGCUAUGAUUAUAGGAGUUUGCACUGAGAUAUUUGGUUUGUAAUUGAAGUUUAUGGGUUGUAGAGAUCACUUUUCUGGAUACUUACUAUUAUGCUGUUUUAUAAUUUCAUUAUGUAAU
Arachis duranensis is the source of this 3544-nucleotide messenger RNA. RefSeq names its product receptor-like protein EIX2. Gene Ontology annotation, molecular function: protein binding. Lineage: Eukaryota; Viridiplantae; Streptophyta; Magnoliopsida; Fabales; Fabaceae. The coding region runs from base 54 to 2753 and encodes 899 amino acids. The transcript is spliced from 2 exons. The record is from RefSeq and is a predicted model, not a curated record.